ACAUGCGCCGUUUAAAUUUACAGAAGACAGAAAACAUGGCUGCGGACAUGAGAUUACCAACUUUUCGGAAACAAGUAUCGUUAUCACCCUCUCUGUCUGCUUUGGAUGGGAAAGAUCUAGUUGUGCCCGGUGAUGUGAUUACAUCAGAUACAGGGUUUAUGAGGGGUCAUGGGACUUACAUGGAUGAAGAAAAACUAACAGCCUCUGUGGCAGGAGAGGUGGAGAGGGUGAAUAAGCUCGUCUGUGUACGGCCGCUCAGGACCAGGUUCAAUGGGGAGGUUGGAGAUGUGGUGGUCGGAAGGAUCACAGAGGUGCAACAGAAGCGCUGGAAGGUGGAGACCAACUCCAGACUGGACUCUGUGUUGUUGCUUUCUUCUGUCAAUCUGCCCGGAGGAGAGCUGAGGAGACGGUCAGCAGAAGAUGAGCUCACCAUGAGAGACUACCUUCAGGAGGGGGACCUCAUCAGUGUAUCCUCUGAUCUGACCCUAACCAGUAACCUGGGCCCUUUUUCCUUCAUCGCAGAGGUACAGUCUGUUUUCUCGGAUGGAGCACUCUCUCUUCACACCCGCAGUUUAAAGUACGGAAAGCUGGGGCAAGGAGUUCUUGUGCAGCUAUCUCCCUCUCUCAUCAAGAGACAGAAAACCCACUUCCACAACCUGCCGUGUGGGGCCUCCAUCAUCCUGGGCAACAAUGGCUUUGUGUGGCUGUACCCCGCCCCAGGACAGCAGGACGAGGAGGCUGGAGGAUACUACACCAGUCUGGAGCCGGUCUCUCUCUCUGAUCGGGAGGUGAUCUCGCGGUUAAGGAACUGCUUGCUGGCCUUGGGGGCACACAAGGUGCUGCUGUAUGACACCAGUGUGCUCUACUGUUACGAGUCAUCACUCCCACACCAGAUCAAGGAUAUCUUAAAACCGGAGGUGAUGGAGGAGAUUGUGAUGGUGACGCGUCAGAAACUGGUGGAACAGGAGGGUUAGAGUAUCAGAUGCAACCUUUCUGUGACCUUGUCACAAUGGAAGGUUGGUGUUCCCUGCAUUCCAAGUCUAGGCACCAAGGCCUUAACUGUGUUAGGGACUGAACCCCCGCCCAAGGUCUGCACUCUCAACCAGAAGAUACCUGGGUCGUUCCAUUAAAAGCGCCUUUUGUGUGUCCCUUUUGAUAUUUUAAGUAAAAAUUGUACACCAAUAUUGAAUUUGAAUUGUUAUAUUAAAUGAAGUGCUCUUUAAUGAAGACCACAUGUAGCAUUCAAUAAAUCAGAUGUUUUUUUAAAUAUGAAUAAAGGCUUGCUAAAGUGUAAACAUGC
This is a messenger RNA of Oncorhynchus mykiss (rainbow trout), 1300 nucleotides long. NCBI's taxonomy places the organism in Eukaryota, Metazoa, Chordata, Actinopteri, Salmoniformes, Salmonidae. The record is from RefSeq and is a predicted model, not a curated record.